Molecule: messenger RNA, 480 nt
Organism: Seminavis robusta
Lineage: Eukaryota; Bacillariophyta; Bacillariophyceae; Naviculales; Naviculaceae
Source: the annotation of a GenBank genome assembly
AUGCGCGCUGGAGGUGGUUACUACCCCGAGGGAAUGGAGCCUGACGAUGCUUUUGCAGUCGGUCGACACCCAAACGAUGAAAGCAAGCGUCUUCUAUCUGUAUCAGUCAUUUUUCCCACUUUACAAGCCGCUGAAGCCUUCAUUGUGAGAGUCGAUAAUUACAUCAGCAAGACACAUGGCAUUUCCUAUCGAACAAGCUUCACUACAACGCAAGUGAAACCCAACGACAAACAUCGGCUUGUCCUUGAAAGUGAUUAUGUCCCGAAUGAAUCCGGCGGGAAGGCACCACACAAUUCGCCGGUUUGGAAUGUGGAAGUGUCGUCUAUGGACAUCUCUGUAUUACCACCAACAACCGUUUUCUCCAAAAGUGAUACCGCCUACAAGUAUCAACGAAUCGAAACAGAGGCAGCUUUUGCACGAAGUAGUCCCGAAGGUGCACACAUUUUUCCCAAGGCAAAAUGUAAGGGAAAAUACAAAUAA